AUUUGGAGUCCCUUUCAUCCUCCUCUGAAUCUCAAGGAGAGCAAAGUGUGACAAGCAAACAUGCUGCUGCUCAUAGUGUUUGUGGCCACAGCCUCUUGGUCUUAUGGAUUUGCACAGGAAAUUCCCAUGCAGAGUCCUAUAUCCAUCACCAAGUUCCAAAAAAGUGCACGGAUGACAUGUGAAAUUCAAACAUUAGAGGCAAAUUUUGAUGGCAUCUUCAUACACUGGUAUAAGCAGAAGGAGGGUGAAGCUCCAGAGAGGUUUCUGUUUGUUUCAGAAGGAAAAGUUACUGUUGAAAAUGACUUUCAAGCAAACAGAUACAUAGUUGAAAUAAGUUCUGUCCAGAAGAGGUGUGUUCUUACAAUAAAAGAUGUAAUUCCAGAUGAUGCUGCUACUUACUACUGUGCCUACUGGGAUGGUGUGUUUGGCUCAGGUACAAAACUCAUUGUCUCAGAAAAAAGAAGUUCUCCCCCAAAAAACUCUGAAAUCCUGCAGAAAAAACAUGAAAAUCAGAUAAUAUAUGUUUGCCUUAUUGAGAAAUUCUACCCAGAAGUUAUUAGGGUGACAUGGACUGAAGGUGAAAAGGAAGUAACAGACAACGUAGUAAAAGGUGAUACUUGGCUGUCCACAAAAGAGGAUGAAUACUCAUUUGCCAGUUGGUUAACUGUGCCAGCAGAGAGUGAAGACAAGACAUACUUCUGCAAAUACGAGCAUGAAGAGAAAAGUACUUCACUGCCAACACAAGUAGACUCUGUGAAGACUGCUCCUCAGGAAGAGGACUGCAGAACAGUUUUUAAUAGAGAUCAGUUAAUGCACAGGACAGCAUAUUUAGUAUACAUCAUCCUUCUUCUGAAGAGCUCUAUGUACAAUAUUAUCAUACUCUUCUUCAUCUACAGAAUGUGGACUUUAACCAAGCACCAAGGAAAGAAAGCAUAAAUGCUGUUUUAAGAAAGGGCUACAAACUGAUCUUCAAUUUACUUUGCUGUACGCUUAUCCAUAUAGAAUCCCUGCUCUCGGUGUUAGAUGUAACAAAAAAAAAAAAAAAAUUCCAAAAUAAUUUUCUGGUAUUACUGCAUAAAGGCUCAUUUUGCUUUACUGCUAGUGUUUCUAUAUCAGUCUGGUUUUCUUAAUUUUUUUCUGAAUAUUAAAUAAAGAUAGGCAAUAGGAAUAAUGCAUUUUAAUCCAAGUCCAUAUUGCAAAAUGAAGAAGGUAGCCAUGUCAGAAGCAGCCAUACAUCCAGAAGCUUGGGGGUAUAACAGGGCUUUUGACAUAUAAAGAACAGAUGUGUUUUGUCACUGCAUUUGAGGCUUAAUUAGGAGCAUUCCUGUGCUGUAAAUUCACAGGUUUGGUUAAUUUUUACUUUCAGUGACUUGUUGCAACUCUCAUGUAUCCAACAAAACAGGAAUUAAUUAUUCUGAAGUGGUAUGCUGUAAGAGACAAUUAAACAAAACUUUAAAAAGUGAGCAAAAGAAUUUUGAAUGAAGAAGUCAGACGGGAAUAAAAGCAAUUCUAAGGUGCACAUGUGCAGAAAUUGAAGAAAUCCACCAGUGACACAGUCUGAAAAUCUGCACAUUAUAAUUUUUUAAAAAAGAAAACUAUCACAAAGAUCAUGAGCAUCACCUUGUUUAAAGACACCUUUUAAAAUGGAGCAAAACUGCAGAUAUGAAGCUCUGAUUUUCACAAAGGAAGAGAAGUUCUCAGAGACUUUGAACUCUUAAUCUCCCAGUUCCACACAUCAAUUCUUUUCAAAUUUAUGUGGAAAAAUAGGAAGUAGACAUAUUGGCAUAAAUCAUUUGCUUGGUUUUGGGCAAAACACUGCCCUAGGUUUUGGAGAUACAGCCCUGCAGCAUUUACAUUAACUGUCUCUGUAAUGAUGAUGGCAAUAAAAGUUUUCCUCCAGCU
This is a messenger RNA of Pyrgilauda ruficollis (rufous-necked snowfinch), 1902 nucleotides long. Its product is annotated as immunoglobulin kappa light chain. The coding region runs from base 61 to 936 and encodes 291 amino acids. The transcript is spliced from 7 exons. The record is from RefSeq and is a predicted model, not a curated record. Lineage: Eukaryota; Metazoa; Chordata; Aves; Passeriformes; Passeridae.